Molecule: messenger RNA, 267 nt
Organism: Helobdella robusta
Lineage: Eukaryota; Metazoa; Annelida; Clitellata; Rhynchobdellida; Glossiphoniidae
Exons: 2
Biological process (GO): regulation of transcription by RNA polymerase II
Cellular component (GO): nucleus
Molecular function (GO): DNA-binding transcription factor activity, RNA polymerase II-specific; RNA polymerase II cis-regulatory region sequence-specific DNA binding; protein dimerization activity
Source: RefSeq, a predicted model, not a curated record
GUUGAGAAGAAGAGAAGAUAUAAAAUAAAUGACUGCAUACAGGAACUCGCCCAACUGCUACCUGUCUCCUAUGAUAUAGAUUUGAACAAGAAGAAGGGUUACAUAUUGGAGAAGUCAGUUGAGUACAUCCAGAAGCUGCAGGCCGACCGAGCCAAGAAGAUUGAGUUGGAGAGGAGGCACAGAGAGCUGGAGAAGCAGAACAGGAAAUUGUUACUGGAAUUACAGGUUUUUCUUGCAGUCGAUGACCACUGCUGCUAUAAUAUAUAG